This is a messenger RNA of Maniola jurtina (meadow brown), 4740 nucleotides long. RefSeq lists its product as uncharacterized. Bases 462 to 4727 code for a protein of 1421 amino acids. NCBI's taxonomy places the organism in Eukaryota, Metazoa, Arthropoda, Insecta, Lepidoptera, Nymphalidae. The record is from RefSeq and is a predicted model, not a curated record. The transcript is spliced from 17 exons.
GCCCGCCUUGCACGAUGCGCCCGCGCACUGGGCGGAAAAUGAAAAUAACCGGUACUCGAGUUGAUCCAAGGAUUUUAACCAUUAAUAAUAUACCUUUGCCAGUCAAUUAGCUUUAAAAUUAUCAAGUGGAAAGGGAGAGCUUAUAUUCUAACCGUUGUAAAAUUGAAUAUCGGUGUGUACCGGUCCAAAACAGUGUUACGGUGAAAUGUGCGUUAGUUAUUUGUGUAAUGUGAAAUGCUAGAAUGUGAACGCGUCUAGGAAUAAAUCGAUGUGUACCGAUAUCAAGUGAAUUUCAUACGAUACCUCUUGGAUAUACGCCAUGUUAAAAUAUUUAGUGUAAAAUUUGCCAGAUGUUUGCGUAUUUUAAAAUGCAUUCCUAUAAAAUUCUUUCAAUCGCCGAGUGAGAAUACACGUGCGUUUAUUUUCAUCUAAAUAUAGUUCCGGCAUCUGCAAUAUUUGCGAUGACGUCUCAAAAAGAACGCAAGGAUGUUACUGAAGUAAAAGAAACAGAGGAUGAGAAGAUGAAUAAACCAGCACGAAAAGAGCAAAAGGAAAUAACCGAGCUUCCGCCAAGUGGUACGUCUCUACACAAGAGGCGAAGAGGCGAACCACCGGCAUCCUUGUCAGUAAAAUCUCCCCCAACACCAUCAGAUGCAGAAGGCUCAUCUCCAUGCACAGCUGGUCUAUCACCAGAAGAAUCCUGGGGUAUAGAUGGGGACACUACAGAUCCAGAAGCGUUAUGCGAGAGCAUGAUUCAAAGGUUAAAAGACCGCGAUGAUGCUGUUUCAAAACGUGGUACAGAACUAGCCUCAAGAACCAAGGAUACCUUAGAAUCCUUAGAUCAGUUAGAGAAACUCUUAGAGCUUUUAGACCAAUUUGUUACAUUAAAAGAGAAUAAUGACAGAAUUUUACGAAGAUUGAAAGAUGUUAACCAUUUGAAGCGUCUCCAUAACGCGUAUAAGAAGAUUAAUAAAGAAAAUGAAAAGUUAAGAGAUGAGACUAAAGAAUUAGAGCUUAUUAAUGAGGCAUUGGAUGCAGAGUUGGAAUGUGAGUACGGGCAAGCCGUUUUUGAUUCUAUGAUGUCAGGAGGACGGAGUAUGAAGAGAACGGGAUCUAGAUGGAAGAGUCAUUCCAGGUUUGGAGGAUCGCUGUUGAGGAAACAGAGGUCCAGAUCGGCUGGUGGAGAUGACAGUGAUACGUCACCAGGGACCCUCUUGAGGAGGAGAUCUGAUGGAGUGUUCUGCAAAGAAGUUGAAAAGUCAAAAGUUUCCAACUGGACUAGAGUCAAAGCAGCUUUCAAAUGGGAGAAAGCUCAUUGGCCAUCCGCGACCAUCGGUGGUGCAGCCGCAGUGGCCGCGGGGGCCAUGGCCACAGUGGCCCUAGUUGGCUCCACGCCUAGCACGCCAGGCCCACUGAGCCACGCCCCAGUGGUCUUGCCCAACCCUGAGCCCAGGGACUCCGCCAGCUUGACACCAGGCAGCGCCAUCUCACUGUCCCCUAACUCAUCUUGUGAGGAACUACGUAUGGAACCUGGCAUAUGCCGAAGAAGUGGUGUCCGCAGUGACGACCACGAAACUAGUUACCUCCAAGCACCAAUGCAGGACGACAGCUCAACGUCUCCAUCUCCAAACAAACUCCAUAAAAGCCCCUGGGUGAAGAUGCGCGACAUCAUCCAAACCCACCGCGAGUCAGUCAAGAAGAAAGCCAGGCCACCUAAAGGCUCUCCAGAUGUUGUACCAGCGAGGAGACGAUCCUUGAGUGAUGGAGGUGACAGCGACGCUCCACCGGCGCUGACGCUGACCAUUCCAUCAUCUGAGGAGCUAGAAUCCGAAGGUUCACACCCAGUGCUUCGCAAGCAGCGUUCCCUGGAGCUCGGAGCCAGGCCGCCGCAGCACCGGCAGCCGCGUGACUCCAAGUGGUCCAGGGUCAAACGAGCAUUCCUCACCUCGGCGUCUGCCUCCGUUCCCUCCAGUCCGAACAGACACUCUGCCUUCUUUACUGAUGCAGAUACAGAAGGAGUAAGCAGUGGAUGUGAAGCAAGUGCAGUCCGAGAAGAGAUAGCAAGAGACUAUGCGGCACUUCAAACUCGUCUAGGACGAGAGAUCUCAGAUAGAAGGGGUAAACUCGGUUACGUGGCCCCUCGUCCAGUGGCAACAGAAGAACAGUUGUCAGCAGAUUUCAGAAAGAAGCUAACAGAAUGGCAGAGAAUGAAAGGCGUAAGGCAACCACCACCAGUACCUGCGAGAAAAGAUCUCAGCGAAGAUUUCUUAAAGAAAUGGGAUGAAUGGAAGCGAAUGAAAGAAACAAAUUCAGUGCCAGCUUGGGAAGAGGAGGCCAAACCAGACGAGGUUUUGGUUCGCACAUCCACGGGACUCUUCAAGUUUCAUGGAAUUUCUCGUUCCUUCACCCGCAAGCUUCACGAAUGGGAGAAGUCCAGAGGCAUAGCCCCCGAAGCCUCCACGUCUGCCCUCCUCAACGCCGCUCGGAAGGGCAAGUUGCCCUCGUCUCAACUCACGCGCACGCAGUCCGAUGGCAGCGUUGCGCCAUCUGCAGGAUCCGGUCGAAUGCAUGCGUCGAGUCUGAGCGUUAAUGACGCCGACGAUUUUGAAUCCGAAUACGAGAGGGAGCAUUCGCUGGACGGCGCCGACGAAUGUGAUGCCGACAACGCCCGUUCAGCAGUUCUAGUUGAAGUGGAAGCGGAAGAGAUCUGCACAGCCGCCCCGCUGGUGGCGGUGUCGCCUCGACACACCCCUCAGAAGCCGGUCUAUACAUACGGACAAGCUGAAGCCAGGCAUCUGUGUGAGACCAGCUCUGCCAUCACUGGUACUGCUGUGGUGCAGCCGAAUGGUACAGUCGUUCUAUCGGAUUCCCGUAACGUGAUGACAAGAGAACAAACUACAAUGCAAAAGACGACGUCUCGUGACCAGAUAUCAAUACAAGAAAGAAGUUCUAGAUCAAAAAUGAUUAGGCAAGCUAGCAUAGAAGAAGAUGCGAAGUUUAUAAGACAAACAAUUGAAGAAAUAGAAAGAGGGAGUUCCAGUCGCUACAAAGAAGAUACCAGAUCAGAUAUUCAAAAAGAAGUCUUGUACGAAAAGCCAACACCAGCUCCGACUAGCAAAAGUUCAAGUUUAAAAAGCUUAAGACAACUUGAUAAUGUAAAAGAUAGUAAAAACGGUAAAGGUAGUAAUGAUGAUAUGAAAGAUGAAAAUAAACGUAAAGAUUGUGAUAAAAACAAUGGUAAAAAGAAAUCCAAAUCUCGAGCGAGGCUUGAAAGGGAGCAAUCAAAACCAUCUGAGAGCGAUAGUGACCCAGAAGUGGACACAGUGACUGUUGAAAUACCAAGAAGACGUAAACGACAACGCAGACCUUCGGAACGGCCAAGAACUCCUCCCACAUCAAUACAUUCUGAUUCUGAUGGAGAAAUCUUUGUGCUCAGACUUAAAGCACCACAUCAGAGAGACGUGUCCCCUGAAGUGAUAGUAAAAACGACUAGAAAAAUCUUCUCGCCUGUUGUACGAAGCGGUGAAUCUAUUCCGAGAGCUGUGAUACCAGUUAAUGUUGAAGACUUAGAUGACGUCAGACCGAUCCCACUCAGCCGCAAAUCUGAGUGCAGACAAAUAGAACAGCAACAGAAACAAGAAUUGGACAAGUCAAAAAGUGCGGGUGAUAUACAGGAAGAACAGAGGUCUAGGAGACCUCCCUUGCCACUAUCCCCGCCUUCACAAAGAAAACCUCCAUUAAAAGAAGCGUCUCCAUCCAUUCGUAUUAUGAUUCAACGAUACAAUCAGAAAAUUAAUGAAGAAGGGCCUGGAUCAGGCGGCAGUAGCGGCGCGUCUUCCCCAGCCUGGCGAUCACCCAAAUCAGAACGAAGGCGUCCUCCCGACAUGCCUGUUAGUGUUAACAUUAGAAAUAACCCGUUCCUAGAGAGGGAAGUCCAGAAAUCAGCAAGCGCCUGUCAGCUUUCCCGACGAGACCAGACGUCUGUUGAAAAACGUCUCACGCCAACACCACAACCACAAGAUGGCGUCCUGAAAUCCCACAGUGCAAAUGUUUUACAUCCUGAACAAGAGGUUGAAGAAACCCCACCAAAGAUCGAGGAUAGCCAAGAAACCAUUCAGACUAUCACAGCAAGUACAGAUACCAUAAUCCCAAAUAUACCAAAAGAUUUACCUAUCAAGGAAAGAGAAAAGUCGCCUGUUCUGCUCCCAGUUUUAAGACAGCAAUCUGAGAUAAUAAUUCCGACACUAUCCAGGUUUAUGCCACAGAACCCUUGUCAUUACGAGAGAUCCAUGUCCACGAUGGAAACCCCGGCUUUGUCGAAAGAGGCGGAAGCUAUGAACGCCAGGUUUUCGGAAAGAGCCGCUCGAAUAAGGGCGGCUAGAGAUAAGUUUCUGGCAUCACCGUCAGCUGUUCCUUUGAGACGUGAGGGGACGAGUUCUGCAAGUGAUUUGAGGCCAGCUGAUCGGUCAAGCCGCGUCAGUUGUGGAAGUGACGUCACAGAAGAUCAGAACAGUGCACAAGAGGCAGCUCUAGGGCGAAGCGCGUCGACCGGCAUGGUCAAUGUGGACAGAGACGCUUGGCAGAGGAUUGCUGAAGGUCCUCGCCGAGAGCGGCCCCGCUCUCGGUUCAGCCUGGCGCGGCUGGCGGCCAAGCUGCGGCGCAAGGAGGAGAGCGCGGUGUCCCGGCUGUGUCGCCAGAGCCUCUUCGUGCAGUUGCGGAAACAGUGAAUAAAUGUAGUCC